GAAGACGAAAAGUCAAACAAAACCAACAGCGUGGCGGAACCCGCACGAUCUCCCCAAAAAUUUAACUCCCCAUCCCAAACGCUGCCUUAACGCCAACCACCGGAAUCCCCCGAACCGCCCCUCCGCCCCCCAAUGAACCCGGUUCCCUCUCUCUCCUCCCCCCUUCUCUCUCCUCGCCGGACCAUCUGAAUCUGGGUUUUUCUGGUUCCGAAAUGGCGGGGCCCGAGAGCCUAGAUGGUUCAUCGCCGCCGCCGGCCGCUCCGGUCACGGCGAAGAAGUACGGCGUGACGAAGCCGAUAUCGGUCGCGGGGCCGACGGAGGUGGAUUUCCAACGAAACACGGAUUUGGAAAAGCUUUUGAUUGAUUCGGGGCUUUACGAGAGCAACGAAGAUGCUGCGAAGAGGGAAGCUGUCCUUGGGCGCAUAGAGGAGGUUGUGAAACGUUGGGUGAAGCAUUUAACACAGCAGAGAGGUUACACAGAUCAAAUGGUGGAAGAUGCAAAUGCUUUAAUAUUUACUUUUGGGUCAUUUCGGCUGGGGGUGCAUGGGCCUGGGUCUGACAUGGAUACCUUGUGUGUUGGGCCAUCUUAUGUGAAUAGAGAGGAAGAUUUCUUUAUUACAUUGCAUGAUAUGCUGGCUGAAAUGGAAGAAGUUACUGAGCUUCAACCUGUUCCAGAUGCUCAUGUCCCAGUAAUGAAGUUUAAGUUUCAGGGAAUAUCAAUUGAUCUCCUUUAUGCAAGUAUAUCAGUAUUGGUUGUACCACAUGAUUUGGACAUCUCAGAUGGCUCUGUGCUUUAUGACAUUGAUGAGCAAACUGUUCGAAGUCUUAAUGGAUGCAGGGUUGCAGAUCAGAUUCUGAAACUUGUCCCAAAUAUUGAGCACUUCCGCACAACACUCAGAUCUUUGAAGUUUUGGGCUACAAGACGUGGAGUUUAUUCAAAUGUUACCGGAUUUCUUGGUGGUGUAAAUUGGGCUCUUUUGGUUGCUCGGAUUUGCCAGCUUUAUCCCAAUGCAAUUCCCAGUAUGUUGGUCUCUAGAUUCUUCAGAGUCUAUACACAGUGGCGUUGGCCUAACCCUGUGAUGUUAUGCCCAAUAGAAGAAAAUGAACUUGGCUUUCCUGUGUGGGACCCUCGGAGAAACCCUCGAGAUCGAACUCAUCAUAUGCCAAUUAUAACCCCAGCCUACCCUUGCAUGAAUUCUAGCUAUAAUGUCUCUACCAGCACUCUUAGGGUUAUGAUGGACCAAUUCCAGCAUGGUAACAAGGUCUGUGAGGAGAUUGAGCUGAACAAAGCCCAGUGGAGUGCUCUGUGUGAGCCUUACCUGUUUUUUGAGGAAUACAAAAACUAUCUGCAGAUUGACAUAAUUGCAGCUGAUGCUGAUGAUUUACUAGCUUGGAGAGGCUGGGUGGAAUCUAGGCUUAGACAACUUACUCUCAAGAUAGAACGGGACACAUAUGGCAUGUUGCAGUGUCACCCUUAUCCCAAUGAGUAUGGGGACUCAUCCAAGCCAUGCCCGCAUUGUGCAUUCUUCAUGGGCUUGCAGAGGAAACAGGGGGUAAAAGUUCAAGAAGGCCAGCAAUUUGACAUACGCGCAACAGUUGAGGAGUUUAAGCAAGAUGUAAACAUGUACAUGUUCUGGAAACCGGGUAUGGAUAUUCAUGUUUCUCAUGUUCGUAGGAAGCAAAUUCCUGCAUACGUUUUUCCGGAUGGAUAUAAACGUUCACGACCAUUGAGGCACACAAACCAGCAGGCAGAAAGAACUUCUGAAGAAGAUGCUGAAGGCUGCAGGUCUCAAUCUGUGGAAAAACAGCUCAAAAGGAAAAAAGAUUCUGAAUUAGUGGAUGCAGAGAAAGAUAUACCAGCGAAGCGGGUUUCUAUUAGCCCACAGAGGGUAGGGUCCGUUUCUCCAGCAAGUGUUAUAAGUACCUCUGGCGGAACAUCUCAGGCCAGAUGCUCUGUGGAGGUUAAAUUAGAGCCUUCACCAAAGAUCAAGAUGGAUUAUAAUGAGGCUGGAUGUACUAGGAGGGUUUUGAAUCUGGAAGAGGGUCCUGUUGAUGGUGUGGGAGAGCCAAUGAAACCAUGUAAGCAGUUGGCGCAGGGGGAAAAUGACAAUAGUGCAUUGGCAUCAAAUUUCAGCAUUCAAUCCCUCAAUGGCGAGGGUAAUUCAUGUGCAGAAGAUCUAGACACGCGUUUGGAAAAUGGGUGUUUAAAUCGAAGCAGAGUAUUUGAAAACAGCUUGGCGGAAACGUUAGAGCCUACUCUUGCACUUGGAGUGGUGGUGGAACCCCAAGGUGGGGCAACUUCUGAAUCAGUGCAGAAGCCCGAGAUGAGGCAUGUAUUUCGAAGCCCUAAGCUUUGUGACGUGAUGCAUGUUGUCUUUAUUCUAUCCUAUUUGGUUGUUUCUUUGCCUUUUUUUUUAGCAGGUUAAGUCUGGAAUCAACAGCAUAACAUUUGGAGAAGAAUCCUUCACAUAGUUGAUCAUGUACGAGGGGAGAGGUACACUUUUAUUAUCUUGUCGAUUUGGGCAAGGGGUGUGGAAACUGGGAGAAAUGUGCCGGACGGGUCCUUCAGUGUGCGGUUCUUGCUGUUGUUUGCUGGGCUGUUGAAGACGUACUUAAUACGAAAAGAAAGAACAAAAAAGGAAAAGGAAGAUGCUCUGAGCCUUGGGAUUAUCUAUUGGAAUGGAACUUGGGGGUUAAACUUGGCAGCUAUUUUGAGCAGCUUUUUGGUCCUUGGUUCGUUUGUUGUGGAAAGUUUCUGCCUUUCUGUAAUAUUAUGGAAUACUUGGACUGAUUGUAGUCGCUUGUUUAGUCGAGGUGAGUUGGGAGUUGUUAGGAUACCCUAACGUCUGUUCGGCCUGUUAGGAAACCCUAAUGUAUGUUUGGCCCUGUGACUUUUAGCAAACGUUUGUGACAUGGGUGUACUUGUGCUUUUAUGAUACAAUUUUAUUGUAGUC
Messenger RNA from Rhododendron vialii, 2954 nucleotides. RefSeq names its product nuclear poly(A) polymerase 4. Lineage: Eukaryota; Viridiplantae; Streptophyta; Magnoliopsida; Ericales; Ericaceae. Gene Ontology annotation, cellular component: nucleus. Bases 213 to 2426 code for a protein of 737 amino acids. The record is from RefSeq and is a predicted model, not a curated record. The transcript is spliced from 13 exons. Gene Ontology annotation, molecular function: poly(A) RNA polymerase activity; RNA binding.